This is a messenger RNA of Racocetra persica, 261 nucleotides long. The record is from the annotation of a GenBank genome assembly. Lineage: Eukaryota; Fungi; Glomeromycota; Glomeromycetes; Diversisporales; Gigasporaceae.
UAUUUAUUGGAAAAAAAGAACUUGGAGGAGAGUUUAGACGGAAAAAACAUAACCAAAAAAGAAAGGAUUACAAUUCUUGGGGCUACUAGUGGUGAUACUGGAAGUGCAGCGAUUUAUGGAUUACGAAAUAAAAAAGAUAUUUCUGUAUUUAUCCUACAUCCCCGAGGCAAAGUGUCACCCGUGCAAGAAGCUCAAAUGACCACCGUAUUGGAUAAGAAUGUUCAUAAUCUUGCAGUCGAAGGAACUUUUGAUGAUUGUCAG